Centropristis striata (black sea bass) is the source of this 3008-nucleotide messenger RNA. It is a transcript of the gene nfatc1, whose product is annotated as nuclear factor of activated T cells 1. Bases 369 to 3008 code for a protein of 879 amino acids. The record is from RefSeq and is a predicted model, not a curated record. Gene Ontology annotation, biological process: regulation of transcription by RNA polymerase II; cytokine production; calcineurin-NFAT signaling cascade. NCBI's taxonomy places the organism in Eukaryota, Metazoa, Chordata, Actinopteri, Perciformes, Serranidae. Gene Ontology annotation, molecular function: DNA-binding transcription factor activity, RNA polymerase II-specific; RNA polymerase II cis-regulatory region sequence-specific DNA binding; transcription factor binding. Gene Ontology annotation, cellular component: transcription regulator complex. The transcript is spliced from 10 exons.
CGUCACAGCGAACCAGCAGAGCCAGGAUCCCCCGACGCAGAGUCAGAUAUCUCAACACAGCGACGAAAAUAGCUUUUCCGAAAGAUCUGUCUGCAUCAGCCAUGAUCUUAUUCCUAAUGUUUUAAUUUCUAUGACGCAUCGCUCUUUAGAGUUUUCCUUCUUGGAUGCGACUCUUUUCUUUUUUUAGCCUCUUUUUGACUUUAUUUCUAAUUGUGGUUGUUUGUUUUCGGGAAACAGAAGCGAAAGGAUCCUGAGCAGCAACAGCUGUGGAAUAUAUAAACUCCGCUAUAUGGAUAAGGAGUCGCUCCCAUCUGCAGCUGUACUCAGAGUUUGAUCUCAGACGUUUCUCUCUGUGCGCAAAGAAGAAAAUGAAAUCCGCUGAAGAGGAUGCAUAUGGCUACACGCCAAACGUCAGUCUCUCCCUCCCACUGGGCAACCCUUGUCUUCCCUCCCAGUACCACAGCCUGCAGUCCAGCCCCACUAUAUCCGUCUCUGUCUCCGAGCCUCACAGUUACGACACGCAGGACGACUUGAGAGCAGCCGGCUACUACACGUCUACAAGCGUCCGCCCAAACGGGGCCCCGACCCUGGAGAGUCCUCGCAUUGAGAUCACAGCGUACGGUCAGUUUCCUGAGGACGAGGUGGAGGAGAGCAACCUUCCUGUUGCCAAGCGGGUCAACUCCAUCGUGACGCUGACCCUCCCCAGUGCAGACAGUUACCGCGACCCCAGCUGCCUGAGCCCCGCCAGCAGCAUCUCGUCUCGCAGCUGCCACUCCGACGCCUCCUCCUACGAGUCGAGCUUCUCCUACAACUACGACAACUCGCCCCAGAACUCCCCCUGGCAGUCGCCCUCUGUGUCCCCCAAGGGCUCCACCCUCGCCCUCCCAGGUGACGGCUGCACCUCUGGAGGCUCCCCUCGCCACUCCCCCUCCACUUCCCCUCGCACAAGCGUGACAGACGACACCUGGAUAGGUCAGCGUGGCUCCAGGCCCAACUCCCCCUGUGGCGCAAAGAGGAAGUACAGCUUUAACGGCAGCGGGGCGUCGCACAAGCACUACCCGUACUCGCCCAACCACUCCCCCGGACUGUCCCCGCAGACCUCCCCGCGCCUCAGCAUCACCGAGGAGUCUUGGCUGCCCAACACCAACCAGUACACCAACUCCGCCAUCCUGGCAGCCAUCAAUGCCUUGACCACAGAUGGAGUGACUGACCUCGGGGAGGGGAUCCCCAUCAAAGCCCGGAAAACCAGCCUGGAGCACAGCCCCACCGUCAGCCUGAAGUUGGAGCCUGGAGGUGAGGACCUGAGUCCUGGAGAUCUGGACGAGCACCGCCUGCCUCUAAAGAAGGAGGGCUACUGUGGAGGGUUUCUGGAUGUGCCACAGCACCCUUACUCCUGGUCCAAACCAAAGCAAUAUGUCAGCCCGUCCCUGCCAGCUCUCGACUGGCAGCUGCCGUCCAGCUCGGGGCCGUACAGCCUGCAGAUCGACGUGCAGCCCAAGUCCCACCACCGAGCCCACUACGAGACGGAGGGCAGCCGGGGAGCAGUGAAGGCCCUGGCAGGAGGACACCCCAUCGUUCAGCUGCACGGCUACAUGGAGAGCGAGCCGCUGACCCUGCAGCUGUUCAUCGGCACGGCUGACGACCGGCUGCUGAGGCCCCACGCCUUCUACCAGGUCCACCGCAUCACCGGCAAGACGGUGUCCACGCCGAGCCACGAGGCCCUGCACAACAACACCAAGAUCCUGGAGAUCCCUCUGCUGCCGGAGAACAACAUGCGGGCCAUAAUCGACUGCGCGGGGAUCCUGAAGCUGCGUAACUCGGACAUCGAGCUGAGGAAGGGGGAGACCGACAUCGGGCGCAAGAACACACGUGUGCGGAUGGUUUUCAGAGUUCACAUGAACCAGGCCACGGGCAGGACGGUGUCCCUGCAGGUCUCAUCCAACCCCAUCGAGUGCUCCCAGAGAUCGGCCCAGGAGCUGCCGCUGGUGGAUAAGCGGAGCUUGGAGACGUGUCCGGCCCCCGGGGGGGAGAGGAUGCUCAUCGACGGACACAACUUCCAGCACGACUCCAAGGUGGUGUUUGUGGAAAAGGCUCAAGAUGGUCACCACCUCUGGGAGACGGAGGCGAAGGUUGACAGAGACGCCUCGAAGCCUACUUCACUACUGGUAGAAAUCCCUCCCUACCGGAACCAAAGACUCUCCACUCCGGUCCACGUCAACUUCUACGUCUGCAACGGCAAGAGGAAAAGAAGCCAGUACCAGCGCUUCACCUACGUCCCCGCCAGCGUUCCAACAAUCAAGACGGAGCCACACGACGACUACGACGCCCCUCUGGUGUGCGGCCAGCGCGGGCCAGGUCUCUCCUUGCACCCAAAGCCAUACUUCCCCCCUCAGGUCAUGACCCCGAUGAUGACCUCUGACCUCAGGCCAUGUGUGGUGGGCGGGGCUUACUCUGUCGGCCAGCAAAGAUUGGCAGCCAAGCCCUCCCCGCUGCCCUCCUCGUCCUCUCCGAGCACCAGCCCCAAACUGCACGACCUGACACCGCCACCCUUCUCCAAGUGCCUCUCACCAGUCCAACACCCGGGCCAGCAGUCCCCGAUCACGCACGUCUCCAUCAUCCAGGAGACUCCGGGCCGCUACCAGCCGCCCGGCCUUUACCCGCCCAGCAGCUCCGCCUCCUCCUCCCCGUCCUCGCAGCCGUCCACCCCGACCGAUGGCCCCUUCUCUCCGGCCCUCUGCAUGACGCCAGCCCAGCCGGUCAGCGGCAACACCAGCCCAGGAGCUCAGCAGCACCCCAAGGUGCCAGAGAGGGGGCGGGGCUCCCUUCAGGAGGACGGCAGCCCCUCGACGCUGGCGGUCAGCAUCAAACAGGAACCACAGGAGCUGGACCAGAUGUACCUCGAUGAUGAUGCGCAGAAGGUCAAAGCCAGAUCAAAUAGAGGAGAGGAGGUCAGUCAGUUCAGUCUGGGCCGGGAACAGCACACAUGGCAGCGGAACGACACGCUGUAG